AAAAAAAGUUACAACUUAGAAAUUUUUACGGAGCUGUAAGGUUGCACAAUGACACAACUCGUGAAUUUUUUUAAAUCUGGAAAUUCCACGGGCGGGAGUAGGUUUUAAUUCAUUUAUACGUGUUUUUUUGACAAGGCUUAGAUACUUCCAUAAAGUCGUUGUCAUUUUUUUUUUGUCUUUAUUUUAUAACGAACUCAUCAAAAUAAAAAAUGGCUGCAAGUACACAAAUUACCAGUUGUUGUUUUUGUAUCAAGUUAAAGCCUGGUGUUGUAUUUAUAUCGUUGAUAUGGCUUAUUUAUGGAAUUCUUGAAACAGCACAAAAUAGUUUACUUCUCAUCACAUCAAAUAAAAGAACAAGUGUGUAUAGUUAUGUCUAUCCAUUCGUUAUUCCAGUAACUAUUAAUUAUGGACUAAUAACAAUUGGAGCAGCAUUUGGAUUGUUUGCCGUAACAUGUUCGAGAACAGUUAAAAUGUUAACAAUAUAUACCAAAAUAGCAUACGUUAUUGUGGGAGCUGAAAUUGUAUCUCGUGCAUUAGUGAUCUGUCUUGUGAUAAGGUAUAAGUCAAGGUUCAUAGAGGAUUGUAUAAGGUCUAUUAGUAAAACUUCGUCUAGAAUUGAAUAUUCAGCCGAUGCAUGUAAUCAAGGAUAUAUUUUUAGCUUAACAUUUUCUAUUGCUUUUGCUGUUCUUACAAUACUUUUUACGUUAUACUUUGCCAUAAUAAUUUCAUCUUACGCACGUAAAAGAAGAGACAAAGUAGCUGCCAUUGCUGCUAAAAACUCUGACGAAAUUGAUGAAUAAUAAACCUUUAACUUAUUUAGCUUAUACUAAUUUAAGAUUCAUAAUAAACAUGUGUUCUUUUUUUAAGUGUUAAUAAAGUGUUUUCCCAUACUUAACAUAUCAGAUAAAUUAAUGAUAUCACUGAAUAUGAAAUUCAACUUAUUGGGCAAAAGUCAAUUUACUUUAA
Messenger RNA from Rhizophagus irregularis DAOM 181602=DAOM 197198, 966 nucleotides. RefSeq lists its product as uncharacterized. NCBI's taxonomy places the organism in Eukaryota, Fungi, Glomeromycota, Glomeromycetes, Glomerales, Glomeraceae. The record is from RefSeq and is a predicted model, not a curated record.